UUACAGGGCAUCUCCUGAGCUUAGGCAGUAGCCGUAGGGUGACUUCUGGAGCCUCGCGUUUCCCCGCCCCAGCAAAGAGGCGGAGAUUGACCGCGACGCGCGCUCAGAGCCGGAGAAAUGAGCCCGCGAGCCAGGCCGGCGCUUCUGCUCCUGACGCUUUUGCAGACCGCGGUCCCGCAGGGGCGCCUGCCGCGUUCACACUCUCUGCACUACCUCUUCAUGGGCGCCUCAGAGCAGGACCUUGGUCUUUCAUUGUUUGAAGCUUUGGGCUACGUGGAUGACCACCUGUUUGUGUUCUAUGAUCAUGAGAGUCGCCGUGUGGAGCCCCGAACUCCCUGGGUUUCCAGUAGAACUUCAAGCCAGAUGUGGCUACAGCUGAGUCAGAGUCUCAAAGGGUGGGAUCACAUGUUCACUGUUGACUUCUGGACUAUUAUGGACAAUCACAACCACAGCAAGGAGUCCCACACCCUGCAGGUGAUCCUGGGCUGCGAAAUGAAAGCGGACAACAGCACCGAGGGCUUCUGGAAGUAUGGGUAUGAUGGGCAGGACCACCUUGAAUUCUGCUCUGACACGCUGGAUUGGAGAGCAGCAGAGCCCAGGGCCUGGCCCACCAAGCUGGAGUGGGAAGCGCACAAGAUUCGGGCCAGGCAGAACAGGGCCUACCUCGAGAGGGACUGCCCUGCACAGUUGCAGCAGUUGCUAGAACUGGGGAGAGGUGUUCUGGACCAGCCAGAGCCCUCGAACUCUGGCACCCUCGUCAUUGGAGUCAUCAGUGGAAUUGCUGUUUGUGUCAUCAUCUUGUUAAUUGGAAUUUUGUUCAUAAUCUUAAGGAAGAGGCAGGCUUCAAGAGGAGCCAUGGGGCAAUACGUCUUAGCUGAAUGUGAGUGAAACGCAGCCUAUAGACUCAUUGUGGGAAGGAGACAGAACUAGAGACUCAAAAAGGAAGUGCACUUACGGAGUUCUUCGUGUUUCAGGACAGAGCCGAACCUAAAAAUAGAAACUGCCUGAAGAACUCUUUGCUUUUAGCCUUCUCUGUUCAUUUCCUCCAAAAGAUUUCCCCAUUUAGGUUUUCGAGUUUCUGUAUGCCAGUGAUCCCUCGCUGGGACUUCUCCCCUGGAACUGCCUCUCAUGAACCUCAAGCUGCAUCUAGAGGCUUUCUUCUUUUUCUCCAUCACCUCAGGCACGUACACCUAUAUCAUCUCAUUUUCUAUUUUUGGAAGAGGGCUGCUUAAUUUUGGAGACUUACAUGAUUCAUUUUAACAUCUGAGAAAACCUUUGAACCCUGGGACAUAGAUGUCAUAAUCUUAACAGAAUUUUACAUAUGUAUCUAGGUAUUUUCUGGACCCGCUCGACUUUUCCUUUGAAUCUUCCCUCUGUGUUACCCAGCAACCCAUCUGUCACCAAGCCAUGGGGAGUCUUCCAUCUGAUUGUGCUGUGGGUUGGACAGCUAUGAAGGCUGCACACUGCACAACUGGAAGAGGCACCUUUCCCAAAAAAAGCAUCAUGGAUGUCUGUGGGUAUUACAAUGGGUGUUUUUAGCAGGUAGCUGGCAAACAUCUUUAAAGGGGUUGUGAAGAGAUGUCUUUUUCUAAUUUGCAUGAAGGCGUCCUACAGGUGUUCAAAGUGUGUUGGUGCCUACAUUUGGGAUGCUACUCUAGAAUUCCAGACCUGAAGUGUCAAAAUAAUUUUCUACCUUGUCUCUCCUUGUUCUCAUCAUGAAAAUUAUCAUAAGGGUGAUGAUAAUGAUGAUAAAAGCACUUACUUGGUGCCUGACUCUUCUGAGCACCUACUUACAUGCAUUAUUGUAUGCAAUUCUUAUGAUAAGUCUAUGAGAUAGGUGCUAUUUAUUUACCACAUUUCUUUUUUAGACAAAG
Saimiri boliviensis boliviensis (Bolivian squirrel monkey) is the source of this 1874-nucleotide messenger RNA. RefSeq names its product homeostatic iron regulator (gene HFE). The record is from RefSeq and is a predicted model, not a curated record. Gene Ontology annotation, molecular function: transferrin receptor binding. NCBI's taxonomy places the organism in Eukaryota, Metazoa, Chordata, Mammalia, Primates, Cebidae. Gene Ontology annotation, biological process: response to iron ion starvation; regulation of iron ion transport. Gene Ontology annotation, cellular component: external side of plasma membrane.